ACAGAAGGAAGAAGAAACACUGCGAGUCCAAAUCAGAUUGGAGAGGAGGAAGAAUGGCGCAGCAAGUGCAGAAGAACACGUUAUACGUGGGAGGGUUGGCGGAGGAGGUCAACGAGUUGAUUCUCCACUCGGCUUUCAUCCCGUUCGGCGACAUCAAAGACGUGAAGACGCCGCUCGAUCAGGCCACACAGAAGCACCGCUCCUUCGGAUUCGUCACUUUCUUGGAGAGAGAGGACGCCGCCGCCGCCAUGGACAACAUGGACGGCGCCGAGCUCUUCGGCCGCGUCCUCACCGUCAACUACGCCCUCCCCGAGAAAAUCAAGGGAGGCGAACAGGGUUGGGCCGCUCAGCCCAUUUGGGCAGAUGCAGACACGUGGUUUGAGCGACAGCAACAAGAGGAGGAAAUGCUGCGUAUGCAGAAGGAGAACAAGGCUGCCAUGGAGGCUGCGGAAGAGCUGCACAGGAAGAAGAUGGCGCAAGAGCGAGACGGGGAGAAAGAAGAGGAGAUUAAGAAUGACCCCAUGGCAAUGGCUGAAGCAGAGGUUCUCAAACAGGAGGACUAGUUCCGUUGCUUCCAAGUGAGGCAUCGUAGGAAGAUAGUCAUGUAGUUCUGUCAAAUCCGUGUCCUUGUUAAACUCAGUUGUAAUGAAACAUUUACUGAUUGUGAAUUCACAUGGUUAGGCAGGCAUCCCAGAACUGUUGAAAGGGUUUUGGUUGUUGUGGGGUGCUUGGUUUUGAUUGUAUGGGUGGAUAAUAGCUUCUGUGAUACCAGUUUGAAAUGGAUGACUCUUUAACUCUGAUAUCUGAUUAUGUUGUGGAUUUAUAUUCUUUUUUGU
Molecule: messenger RNA, 836 nt
Organism: Fragaria vesca subsp. vesca
Lineage: Eukaryota; Viridiplantae; Streptophyta; Magnoliopsida; Rosales; Rosaceae
Product: peptidyl-prolyl cis-trans isomerase E-like
Exons: 2
Coding region: 54-563 (169 amino acids)
Molecular function (GO): RNA binding
Source: RefSeq, a predicted model, not a curated record